GCCACACCCGACACGAGCACUGUGUUUCUGAGCGUCUUUCACAACGUAUACAUUAGCAGAGGUUGAAUAGUAAUAGAUUACAUGAAAUCAGUAUUUGCUGUAAGACCAAAACAAAUGAAUCAAAUUUUGUUAUAAGUCAAAAAAAAUGAAUCACGUUAGAAAAAUGUGUGAUUAAAUGAUGGUUGCACUGUAAAGAAUCACUUGUUUACACCUUUUGAAUAUUGCAGUUUCAACUAAACAUGUUUAGAUGGUAACCAAUGCUCCAUUAAACCAUGUCAGACACACAGGGUUUCUUGGACAUGAGCUCCGCUUUGUGGUUGACAUACAACACAACCCUGACUGCAGCUGCUAAUGUGUGAACUGCGUCACUUUAAGCAGCCUUUAUGAUGAAAUGAUUUCUGACCCACAGCUAACAGAUGAUUCACUCAUCAAAUAUGUUACGGCACCCGGUGCUGUGAGUGUAUUUUGUGUUGUUUUCUUUCACCCAUUCAGGUGACCCCCUCCUCCUCCUCCCUGUGAGUGUGUGGAUCGCACACCUGAGGCUACUUGCCAUUUAGGCCAUGUGGUAUAAAGGUGCUGCAGAUGCCAGUGGGCUGGGGGUGGCAGCGAUAUGCAGGAGCCAGAGUUACAGAGCUACAGCGCUACAGCGCUACAGCGUGUAGUGUGUUUUUGUUGUGACCAUGGCCAUGUGGGCUAACGAGUGUAUUUUGUGGGCAAUAAAGCUGUUUUGAGUUGCAAUUUUGCCACAGUUUUCUGUACAGUCAUGCCACUUUGGGUGUUUGGGGAGUUCAUGGAUGAUUUCCUACUGGUGUCAGAGAAGAAGAUGAAGUCACUUUUAAGCAGUUAGCAAUAAAGGUUGCUGGCUUAAGGAUAGCAUGUCUCUCAUUACCUCAGGAAUGUUUCAGAUGGCAAGAAAAUGCAUUGUGUAUUCCAGUAAAAUAAUGCAGAGUGUGGAAGAGAGGUGCUGUGAUGAAAAGAUGCUUCAGUUAAUGUUUCAAACAUUUGGUUUGUUUCUCUGUGAUCAAAUAUUCUGUUUACAUAUAAGAAUAUAUAUAUAAGUAUACAUGCCCCUCCUGUGAUCUGCUUGAAUUAUGCAGAGGAUUAUUAAUUAAAGCUCAUUCUUUCAGGGAUUAAAUAUCUCAGAACAGACCACUGCCUUUGAAAAACUUAUUCAGUAGGGUAGCUUGUUCGUUCAGGAAAUAUCUAUCAGAGUGGAUUACAACCUCAAUAAGUGUAGUUAUUACAUAUAUUUCCUACUGCCUUUAAAGGCAGCAUCAGGAUGUCAGCUUUGAGUAAAUAAAGGUGUGAACACAGUGGCACACACGUAUGACUUGGAACACUUUCGUUAUCAAUACCACACAUAGGUUCAGCCUCGAAACCAAAGAUAUUUGAGUAUCACCUGGGGAAGUUCAGUCCACAAACCAGUUGGUGAAUGUGUUCUUUUGGCAGAUUCAGUCUAAUGAGCUGUUGAUCUUGGGCACUAAAAUAGAUCAGAUCGCCAAUUUUUAUCUGUUUUUCUUUUAAUUACGUAGGUAAUACAAAAGGAAUCCAACAAGGAAGACUGCUGUGUCAGUAUGCACUCAUGCUAAUAACAAGAUAACCCCCACAGACUUGCAGACAGUGUACCGUGUGAAGAUAAAUGAUGUCGGGGGAAAGACAACAACUACAGGUGGCUUUGUGUCGCUACACCACAGAUACCCUCACUUACUUUGACACAGUGAGAGGAUUCUGUCACAGGAUCUCGUCAUGGAUGGAUGCAAGGAAGACAGAGUUGGUCCACAUGAUGGACAUAAAAGACAGAGCUGACAAGAUUGACCUGAGCUUUAGCCAUGUUACCCAGUCACAGACCAAAGGUAAGGCUCUGUGGGAAUAUAUUAAGAACAAGGUAACCAUAAAGUCUGCUGACAGCAGCCGUGCAAAGCUGCAGAAAGAGUUGGCGGAUGUGUUAAAGUUCACUCUGGGAGGUCUGAAGAAGCUCGACCACUUCCUGGAGGCAGUGGAGAAGCUGGCGGUCACCUCACUUCAUGUGUUCAUGGAGGAGAACCAGAUGUUAGACCUGCCCAAAGGAAUCAGCCUUGAACAUGUUCAGGUUGUCAUCACUGUUGCACGACUAAUCUGCCCUCUCCUCCUCGAGUUCAAAAGAGAUGCAAGUGUCUUCUUCCUCCCCAAACUUCAGAAUGUGGAAGUGUUGUCACACCAGCUGCACAAAUACACAGAGACCGCCUGGAUAAUCUGUAAUAUGUUGGAGAAAAGUCAACGUCUCCUGAGCAUGACGACGACAACUCUGGCAGACCUCGGUGUAAAUUUGUCUGAAGAUGACGCACAAAGAAUUAUUUGUCACAUUAAUCAGCAAGUUGAGCUGGGACUACUAUUUCAGAGAGCAACCACAAAACCUGUUGUGGACCUUGAUGUGGAUUUGUCUGAAGAUGAAAUACAAACCAUGCUUGGUCACAUUAAUCAGCUUAAUGAAAUCAGGAUGGACCAGAACUUCAGGCUGGUGUUCUUGUUCCAGGAUGUUUCAUGUUCUGGCUUCAUCAGUAAGUUCAAUGAACAACAACCCAGGAUGCUGCAGUUUCUAGCAGACCUGGAGGAGGGGGCUGUUCAGCUAGACAAGAUGAAUAAGGGGGCAAAGAUCUCCAGUGUGGCAGGCAGCUCAGUGGGGGCAGUUGGAGGUGUGCUUUCCAUUGUUGGUUUGGCAUUAAUUCCUGUAACAGCAGGAGUGUCUGUAGGUCUGAUAGCAGGUGGGGUGGCACUGGGAGUGACCAGUGGAGUCAACAGUGCUGUCACCACCGCCACAGAGAUUGGAGUAAACCAUACACAACAAAAGAAAGCUAGUGAAGUCUUCCAGAGAUUCAUGGAGGAUGUUCAGAGUCUCCAGGGUUGUCUGGAGGAGGUCAUGGGUCAAAUAGGCACCAACUUAGAGGCAAAUGACAUAGAAUUAGUUGUUGGAAUUGGCAAGGUGCUCAGUAAAGUUGGUACUGUUGGAAAAGGUAUUGAUUCGCUUGUUGACGCUGCCUCUGCCUUGAAGUUGUUGAACAGCGAAGAGGUGAUUGUAAGUGCUGGCAGGGUGGUCGCUCAGGAAGGCAAAGCAUUGCGCAACGUGCCCAGGGUGGCCUCAGAUAUCCCAGAUAUUGGUCAGGCAGCAGUCAAAGGGCCUCUUGCUCUUACUAAGUCAGCCAGAGCAGGGUUCAUUGCACUCAAUGCUCUUUUCCUUGGCAUGGAUGUCUUCUUCAUCUGUAAGGAUAGUUACAGUCUGUCUAAAGGCAGCGAGACUGAAGUCUCACAGUUUAUCAGAGCUAGAGCUGCACUUUGGAGCUCAGAGAUGGACACAUGGAAGAAGAUCCAUGACUCCCUGUGUGAAGGUCAGAAGACAUCAAAGGAACACCGAGCCGUCCUGGACAAGACAUUUUAUCCAAGGAGGUAGAUAGAGAGCAGAGAUUAAAAUGAAAUAUCCACUUGAUCAAGUGAAUGAACCGUGUGAUUAUCAGAAUCAAACAUCAUUUAACAUGAUUCAUUGCGUCCCUGUAUAUUAACUAUCACAUGGCCAGUAUGAGUGUUGUCACUAUGAAGCUUGUCUCAGAGCAUAAUGUUGGUGUACCAGAAACAGAUUUUUGUUGUGUAAGUGAACAUCUUUUACUAUAAAGCUGCAAUAUAUUGCAUUUUGUAAUUAUUCUAUAUAUAUCUGAUGAAAACAUUUUUCUCUCUCAUACCAAAUAGAACUUAGUUUUUAGAUGAACUUCUUUUUCUGUAUUUGACACAUAGUAGCCAAUACAUAUUAGUAGUUGGAUGGUUGUUGAUUUGUCUGUGUGUUUGAUUUAUCUGCUAGUAAAAAAAUGUUUGUACUAAACUUUACAGUCAAUA
Molecule: messenger RNA, 3861 nt
Organism: Acanthopagrus latus (yellowfin seabream)
Lineage: Eukaryota; Metazoa; Chordata; Actinopteri; Spariformes; Sparidae
Exons: 6
Coding region: 1640-3424 (594 amino acids)
Biological process (GO): lipid transport; lipoprotein metabolic process
Cellular component (GO): membrane; extracellular region
Molecular function (GO): lipid binding
Source: RefSeq, a predicted model, not a curated record